This is a messenger RNA of Komagataella phaffii GS115, 387 nucleotides long. RefSeq lists its product as hypothetical. NCBI's taxonomy places the organism in Eukaryota, Fungi, Ascomycota, Pichiomycetes, Pichiales, Pichiaceae. The record is from RefSeq and is a predicted model, not a curated record. The coding region runs from base 1 to 387 and encodes 128 amino acids. The transcript has a single exon. Gene Ontology annotation, cellular component: cytosol.
AUGUCAUUCAAAUCAGAGCCAUUGUUGCAGGGAAUAGCUGACACCCUCAGCAAAAAUGAGGCGCUAAAAGAAAGAACCCUUCAAAAGACCAGAGCAAUUUUUGUCUUUAAUGUAAAAAAUAAGGAGGGUAAAGCCAAGGCAUGGGCCUUAGAUCUGAAAAAGGCAGGAACUUUAACAGAACUGAAGAGUACUGAGGAAUUGGAGGAAUUGAAGCCUGACGCUACUAUCACGAUCAAAGAUGGCGAUCUUCGUAGUUUGAUCCGGGGAAAGUCCAACCCUCAAAAACUUUUUAUGAGUGGGAAGCUGAAAAUCAAGGGAAAUGUGGCUAAAGCCGCUUCAAUCGAAACAGUGUUGAAGAGCACUAGGCCAGCCAAGUCCAAACUAUGA